UCAUAUUCUUCGAAACUUAUUUCUUUUUCCCUUUUUUAUUUUUUUUAAUUUUUCUCCACAAAAGCUACUCAACAGCUCCAAUACUCGGUGGAUUAACAAGAACGAAAGCCCUUUUGCUGCUCAGCUUCAGGCAAAAUAACCACGUCGAUAAGAGGGUUUGAAGAAUUGGAAUAUUGCAAUGAAUCCGUUGACGUUAGUGAAGCGUAUUCAGAAUAUUAAUGCAAAAGAAGCAUCUCUGGGAAUCUCUGAUGAUGCAUCCUGGCAUGCUAAAUACAAAGAUUCAGCUUAUGUAUUUGUUGGUGGCAUUCCUUUUGAUCUCACUGAAGGUGAUCUCCUCGCCGUUUUCGCGCAGUAUGGGGAGGUUGUUGAUGUCAAUCUUGUUAGAGAUAAAGGUACAGGCAAGUCAAAGGGCUUUGCUUUUGUUGCUUACGAGGAUCAACGGAGUACAAAUCUCGCUGUGGAUAACUUAAAUGGUGCCCAGCUUUUGGGUAGAAUAAUCAGAGUUGAUCAUGUUUCCAAGUAUAAAAAGAAAGAAGAAGAGGAUGAAGAGACAGAGAGGAAAAAGAGGGAGGAGCGAGGGGUCUGCCGCUCUUUCCAGAGGGGUGAAUGCACUCGUGGUGCUUCGUGCAAGUUCUCUCACGAUGAGAAGAGAGCUGCAAACACAGGCUGGGGUGCUGAGGAAGAUCGAAGUUCAAAAAGAUGGUCGCAUGACAAGGUUGAGGAUUCUAGGAAGGAUAGUAGAUCUGGUCCAUGGGGUCGGCCUCCACGGCCUGAUUACCAGGAAGAGGUCAAAGUCUCUGAUAAAGAUCCAAGAAAUUCGAAAGCAAAAACCAGUGAUAUAGAAAGGCACUAUGAGCAGAGAGAUUCGACUGCAAGAGAUCAUUAUAAGAGAGAUGUUGAGCAGCAGAGGUCAGAGCGGAAGGAAAAGGGUAGUAGUUACAAAGACGAUGAUCUGGAUAGGUCAUAUGUGGAGCGAAGAUCUAGGAGGUAUGAUGAUGUACAAACCUCAGGGGAAGCUACUGGGAGAAAAUCUAGGAGGCAUGAUGAUGUGACCUCAAAGGAAUAUGAUGAUAGGAGAGAUGAAAGAAGACAAAAAAGAUAUGAAUCUGAAUCUCAGAAUGCAGAAAAAAGAGAUAGCAAGGAACGGGAGAAACGAGCUCCGCUCCACCGUGAUGGAAGGGAUGAAGAAGAUCGGAGCCAAAGAUCACGUAGAUAGUGGUGGCCUGAUUUAGAACUUCAGAAGGUGCAUAGAUGACUACUGAAUCGUCUUAAGUUUGCAACUUCGGUUCCAAUUUCAAGUACAAUACCUUAUCUGACAGCCAGAGGUGAUCACCUAGGUUAAAGGUGUUUGAUCACCUAGUUUAAAAGUCCCUGCACCAGUAUGUUGUGGGGACCCUACAUUAAGGAGCUUUCUCAGAAAGGGGCUACUUAGUGCUCAUAAGCAAGGCCAUUUGGAAAUCACCUGAAAUGGAAUCCCAGCUUCUCGUGUGCUGUACUAGACAAGGGAUCGCGGGUAUUAGCAUCUCAAAUAUUGCAGUACAAUUACAGGCACUUGCUAGAAGGAUACAAGUGGCCGUUUACUGUACUUAUAAGUUGAUUUUGUCUCCAUUUUACUUAAAGGAGCAAUAUCAGCCGUUGAAUCUUUCCAUCUCAUUUGAUUUUAUCUUUUAAAAUUUCCAUAUAUUUGGGCUAUUUGAUGGUUUGA
Messenger RNA from Lycium barbarum (goji berry), 1705 nucleotides. Its product is annotated as zinc finger CCCH domain-containing protein 25-like. The transcript is spliced from 5 exons. Gene Ontology annotation, molecular function: RNA binding; metal ion binding. Gene Ontology annotation, biological process: mRNA splicing, via spliceosome. The record is from RefSeq and is a predicted model, not a curated record. Lineage: Eukaryota; Viridiplantae; Streptophyta; Magnoliopsida; Solanales; Solanaceae. Gene Ontology annotation, cellular component: precatalytic spliceosome; catalytic step 2 spliceosome; U2 snRNP. Bases 179 to 1216 code for a protein of 345 amino acids.